CUUAUUAUUACCCAUUCUCAUCAUCAUCAUAUAUUAUAUUACUCUCUUUUUCCUUCAACUUUUGUGUGUCCUAGAAAAAAAAAAAAAAUACCACUUUUGUUUAUCUAUAUCUAUGGCGCCGAAACAUAACGGUGGCGGCGGUGGUGGUGGUUGUGGUGGUAGUGUUGCUGUUGGUGUUAAAAUGACAUCCGCCGUUGGAGGAAUCUCCAACGGCGGUGGCGGAGUUAAUGUCAAGGAAGCGCAUUUCCGCGGUGUUCGAAAGCGUCCGUGGGGACGUUAUGCAGCUGAGAUCCGUGAUCCUACUAAAAAAUCACGGGUUUGGCUCGGGACUUUCGACACCGCGGAAGAAGCGGCGCGUGCUUAUGAUGAUGCUGCACGCGCCUUCCGCGGUGCGAAGGCUAAAACUAAUUUCCCUCUACCUAAUGAGAUCCAUACCAACAUCAGCGUCAACCACAACAACAUUAACAAUAAUAAUAAUAAUCGUAGUAGUCCUAGUCAGAGUAGUACCGUGGAAUCAUCAAGCCAUGAGAAACCGUCUCAUCUCUCACCGACAACAACAACCGCGGUGAUGGUUGAUUCUUUACCGUUAGAUCUUAACCUUGCCGGAAACUUUACCGGCAGUGUCCGGUUUCCUUUCGUUUCACCGGCGCCGGCGGUUGGUUUUCCGGCGCCGAUGAGUCAGUUCUUCUACUUUGACGCGGUUGCGCGCCAAAAUCAACAACAUCAGUUUAACAAAAUGAUGAUGAAUCAUGUAGUGAGUGAACGUCACGCGCCACCAAUGGCGCGUGAUGUUCAAAGUGAUUCGGAUUCAUCCUCCGUCGUGGAUUUAAAUCAAGAUCUUAAUAGCGUUCCAAGAGGUCUUGAGAUCGAUUUAAACGAACCUCCGCCGUUCGAUUUGGCUUGAUUAUUAUAUUAUAUAUUUUUUUUGUCUCCUCUUUUUAAUUUAAUUAAGAGGUGGUUUUAGGAUAUUAUGACGUCAAGAAGUUAACAAAAAAAAAAAAAAAGGAAGUUUUUAAUUUUUUUUUCGAAUUUCCUCGGUAUUAUUAUUAUUUUAGGGAAAAGAAAAAAAUGAGGGUGGAAUCGAUGCAGUUUCGGAUCACCGGAGUUUUCUGGGUUUAAAAUUUUUGUAUAGUUUUUUAAGAAAAUUUAAAAAUAGGUUUUACUUAGCUUAAGUAUAUUUUGUUAAGUUUAAAGAUCCCUUUUUUGCGACAGAGAGUAAGAGAAGAAAGAUUGUAAACUUAUGUAUGUCUUUCUAUUUUCGAUUCUUCUCUGUUGUUUGCUGAAAUCACUGAUGUAAUUUUCGUACUAUCUUUGAUAAGAUAAUGGAGUAUAAUAUAUUAUUUGAAUUA
Messenger RNA from Beta vulgaris subsp. vulgaris (sugar beet), 1349 nucleotides. Its product is annotated as ethylene-responsive transcription factor 4. Lineage: Eukaryota; Viridiplantae; Streptophyta; Magnoliopsida; Caryophyllales; Amaranthaceae. The record is from RefSeq and is a predicted model, not a curated record. Gene Ontology annotation, molecular function: DNA binding; DNA-binding transcription factor activity. The transcript has a single exon. Gene Ontology annotation, biological process: regulation of DNA-templated transcription. Bases 113 to 904 code for a protein of 263 amino acids.